AUCUGGCUUUUUUGCUGCAGCUAGUUUCAUGUCCUACCAACAGUGUGAGUUCAAUUUUGGAGCAAAACCUUUCAAGUAUUCGCCUUCAGUCAAAUUUAGCACCUUUAAUGACUAUGCCUUCCUGACAGCAGAGGAGAAAAUAAUUUUACCAAGACAUAGACGUUUGGCUUUGCUGAAGCAAGUGAGUAUUCGAGAGAACUGCUGCACGCUGUGCUGUGAUGAGGUAGCAGACACAGAACUCAGGCCAUGUGGACACAGUGACCUGUGCAUGGAGUGUGCCUUGCAACUGGAGACCUGCCCAUUGUGUCGACAGGAAAUACAGACUAGAGUCAGACAGAUCUCGCAUAUUUCAUGACACAUGGAGAAGCAUCAUGGACUUAUUUCUAAUCGAUUCCAGCCAAUACUGCAGGACACAAGCAUCUCUAAUCAAUCUAUACGCACAUCAAACCAUAGCCCGUGACCAGAUUUCAUGCUACACCAUAGUCUGUUUCUUAGAAAUAAACUAACCCAACUUGCCAGUGCUGGGGAACUGGCUUUAGCGGCUAUAAAAGCUUAUAGUUCAACAUUUUAUGGCUGUUGGUUAUCUCCAAGCAAGACUACAAAAGCGUCUUCUCUCCCCCGCCACUCCCCCAAACCCCUCUUUCUCUCACCUAUCACAAGUGCUGAAAAAAAAUUGCACUGGAAAUAUACACAUGAAGUACAUAAUCUCCUAAAACCAGGACAUUCUGUCUCUCACUCUGAAGUCCUUAUUUUUGGCAGAAGUCAUGAAUAAAAUAUGCCUGCUGGUCAGAGACUCUGUUUUCAGACAAUGAAUAUUAAACUGCUGAAAGACUUGAAACCUGUAUACAGACUGGUUUGAAAAGAAAGUGCGGAGACUGUAGAAAAAUCCAAAUUUUUGAUAACUCAGUGAUUCCAAAGAAGGUUCUGAUCUCUCUUUUUUUUUUUUUUUUUAACUACAGACAAUUGGUGGUAUUCUCACAUUCAUAGUGUUUCUAAUUACUUCAAUUUCAGUACCCAUGUUUAGAGAAAAGAAGAGUAAUUUUCAGGAGGAAAUCUUACACUAAUUAUAAAGCAGGAUGGGGGUCAGUUUGACAUUAUGGGUAUUUUUAAGGUACCAUCAAUCAUCUUUUUUUAAUCAGUAUUGUUUUUUGCAAGUUAUGUACAUUUUUGGAAAUCGAGCUAUAUUCUGAAAAGUUCUGGAAAGAAUUCUGAGCAAAUGUAUUAAUAUUGUUUUAAACAAAUACAUGUUAUUUGAAUAGCAA
Pelodiscus sinensis (Chinese soft-shelled turtle) is the source of this 1262-nucleotide messenger RNA. NCBI's taxonomy places the organism in Eukaryota, Metazoa, Chordata, Testudines, Trionychidae. The record is from RefSeq and is a predicted model, not a curated record.